UAAAAUGGAAGAAUUUUUGGAUAAAAUACAUAAAAAUUGUUCUUGUGGAGGGGAAGUGCUUGGAUUUUGAGUGACUCAUAAAGUUCUGAUUUGUGCAAAUAAUAAAAUUUGCCAUGAUGAAUCAUGUGAAUUUGCAUCAACUAAAAGUUUAAAUGAAAUUGAAGAAUAUAUGAACCAUAUUGAAGAAAAACUGAACCAAUUAAAGAGUGAUUUUGAAAAUGGAAAAAUUGAACUAAAUGAACAAAAGAAAGAUAAUUUACCUGAAGAACAGAAAUAAAAUAGCUGAGACCGCUAUAGAAACCAAUAACACAGAAGAACAGCAACAACAAGAUUUGAUCAAGGAAUGAGAUUCCAAUCUAAAACAAAUUCAAAAUAAUAUCAGAGAAGCACAUGAGAACGAGGAUUAUAUCUCUCUUUAUCAUGCUAAGAAAGAGUUAUGGGCUUGUCAUGGAGUUGGUGGAUAAUACCUUUUUAGUAUUAUUUGAGCGAAGAUUUAAAAAAAUUAUAGAGAAAUUAAACAAUUGAUCCGAUAUUAUUAAUUUCUAACAUAUGUGCAUUAAACUACUGGUUCUGCCAAGUACUUUCAUAACAAUUUCUGACCUUUAAAAAUUAGAAAGAUGUUUGGAAGAUAGAGCUUACUAUUUAAAGUUAAUUUUAGGAAUGACCAACAAUAGUAAUACCGCUAGUGAUUCAGACGCUGGUGGGUCUUGUGACUGUUGGGCUCUGGCUGAGUUGUAGGGAUGAGAUACGGUGGAGAUAAGAGAGGGGGAUUGGGGAGGAAUGAUAAUGUGUGGGUUGUAAAAUUUGUAAAGAAGGGUUGGAUUUGGGUGGAUUGGGAGGUUGUAGGGGUUAAGGUGCUUGUUUUUGAGGUUGAUGGGGUAUUUUAGUUGGAAAUUUUGGUUAUUUGAAAGAUUAUUGGGAAUUUUGAUUUAUAUCAAAAAGUAAGAGAGGUUUUAUCGUAUAGAUGGCAGCAUUUUGAGUUAAUUAGAUAUGCUUAGUUAGAAGUUAAAAAUGGAAAUGCUGCUUACUUUGUUCCAAUCAAGUUUCAGAGUUAAUUUAAGAAUUUCUUCAUUAAAAUCGCUUUUUAUUCACGAAUCCAUUCAUUUUCAACAUAUUCC
This is a messenger RNA of Moneuplotes crassus, 1118 nucleotides long. NCBI's taxonomy places the organism in Eukaryota, Ciliophora, Spirotrichea, Euplotida, Euplotidae. The record is from the annotation of a GenBank genome assembly.